CUUCCCCUUGGUACAGGGAGUGUGGUAAUUAGGCAUAGCGUAAUCUCAGAGUGCACACAAGGGGAUGAUGAGCAGCCCCAACAGCUCAAGCAGCAGAUACCAAAGGAGAGCAAGAACCAAAGCCUGUGGGAACCCCAGCCCAUACUUACUUCUCCGUGCUGAAGUCCUCUCCUCGUACCCUGCAAAAAGAGGAAGGCUCCCAGGGUGCUUUUAUAACCAUGCUGCCAGCAUUAGGAGCAAAACCCCACACCUGGGCCAAGGCAGCCUGUUGGCUUUUUGCAUGCCUUCAGGGCAGCAGUGCUCACUGCACAUAGCUGAGCACAGUAGAGCCCCUGCUUCUAUCUCUGUUAGUGAUGGAACCACAAGGAAUAGGCAAAACAGGGCCUGGAGCCCCAUCUGUGCCGGGGGUACCUGCAGCACCGUGCAGAAGUUGGUAAUAUUGCACUUACUUUUUGGAGGCAGUGAUUUGCUUUUAAGACCCCAGAGAGGCUUUGGCUCUUGGGAGACAUUCCUUUGUUUAUGGCAUGGAAUCAUUCAGGUUAAAAAAGACAGCUAAGAUCCCCCAAGCCCAACACCAGCUCACCCCACCACGUCCACUGCCCAUAGCCCUCAAUGCCACAUCCCCACUGUUCUGCAACGCCUGCAGGGAUGGUGACCCCAGCACUCCCUGUGCCAAUGCUCUGAUGGAAAGGGAACAACCUUUAUCAUCACAGAGAGGAAAAAAAGGGAUAUGAAAACACUCAGGGUUUCUGCAAGGCUCCUUCUGAACCCGCAGGGCUCAGGAGCUGAAUGACUAAUUGCUGAGUGGUGUGUGGGAUGAAGGCUCCAGGCAGGGAAGGGAGAUGGCCACGGGUGAGCUGGUGGGAGCUGCUCACACCCCAGGCUGCGUGCUGCUUGUGAUCCCCAGAAUGCUGCCGUUGUGUAAACAAGGCAGCAGCACAGCAGAUCCAAGGGGAGGGCCAAUGCCUGCUGCUGAUUUCUGAGUGCCCAUCAUUGUAUGGGAUGGGGGAAAUCGCUGUAGGAGUGCUGAGGCCGGGUGGGAUGGUGGAGAUGCGUGCGGUGAGCAGCACAAAGCCAUCGGUCCCCGAGCAUGAUGAAAGGGACCCUGAGCAUGAGUGCUGGAAACCAGAACCCGGAUAAUCCCCUCUGUCCCCGAUCCCUGUGGGAAAUAACCCUGGGGGCCCCCCCAUUGCUGGGCACAGACCCCCAACCUGAGCGUGUCCCGGUAUGGGUACGGCACUGCUGCUGCAACGUGCGGGCGCACAGCUUCACUCCCGAGCAUCCGAGUGGCCAUAAUUCCCCGGAAGGGGAUGGUAAUGAAUCGGCGUCGCCCCGGAACGAAGAAGAGGGGGAGAAAUAUGAGCGUGCCCUGCCUUCUUCUGCCCGUGCCCUGCGUGCUGGCGCUGUGCGGGGCCCCGGAGGGCGAGCGCGAUGCCCUGCGGCGGCUGAAGGCACGGGGGAGCCGGGGGGAGCAGCGGGGGGAACCAGGGAGGGGCACGGGGACGGGCAGAGCCCGGCAGUGCUGCGCCCAUGGGGCUGGGCGCCUGGCUGCGCUCGCUCGGCGGCUGCUGCGGCUGCUGCGGCGGGGAAGCGGCAGCCCCUGAGAAGGAGCCGCUGCUCAGCAACAACAACCCAUAUGCUUCCUUUGGAGCCACACUGGCACGGGAUGAGGAACAGAACCUGUGGAGCACCCCGCAUGAUGUUACCCACACAGAGGCAGAUGAUGACCGGGUGCUGUACAACAUGAUUGUGGGCCGGAGCCAACUGGACAAGGACUCUGAGGAAUGGCAAAAGCUCAACUAUGAUAUUUAUACCUUACGGCAAACACGGAAAGAAGUGAGAAGCAGGUGGAAGCACAUUUUGGAGGAUUUAGGUUUCCAGAAGGAAGCAGACUCCCUCUUGUCAGUGACCAAACUCAGCAUUGUCAGCGACUCUCAGAACAUGAGCAAAGCCCGGGACAUCCUGCUAAAGCUCUCUGAAGAGACAAACAUCUUCCCGACCAGCUGGGAGCUGUCUGAGCGUUACCUCUUUGUGGUGGACCGGCUGAUCGCUCUGGAUGCUGCAGAUGAGUUCUUCAAGCUGGCCAGCGUGGUGUACCCAAAAAGAGCCAGCAUGGAAAGAGUGGAUGAGAAGUACGCCCCUGUCAUGACACCCUGAGGAGCAUGGGAACAGUGGGUUUACCUUCCCUUGGGAACGCUCCUGUGCCAAGGGACUGCAGCAUGAGUAGUGCUGUUCCCUGUUUCCCUGCCCAGGAGUAGGCUAGCAAUGCCCUUCAGGGAAGGUGUGGGAAGGGGCUCCCAGCAGACAGAAGCAAGAACUGCUGUAGCGUAGCCCUGGUGGGAGUCCACCAGCUGUGUGGGGUAUGCAGAUAGGCACAGGGGAACCACUGCACCAGUAGCUGCAAACGAUGUCCCUAAUGACAGCAUUGUGAGGAUGUUCACCUUGUCACCUCCCAUGGGAUCUCUACCUCCGUCAGCCCUCGCAGACAAGAAGGAAAAAUACCUCACUCACCUGCAACCUCGUGACAUUUCUCAGUGCAGCAGUCCCAUUCUUUGUCCCCAUGGGUUGGCCCAGCAGAUCAGGACAGGACUGACAUCAGCAUCCUGGCUCUGUUGGGUGCUGGGUCUGCAGCGAUGGGCAUCUGGAGGAACUCACAUCAAGGGAUGCUCAGCCCAGCACAGUGAACAAAGGUGGAUUUUAGCAAGGCUCCACGGUUGGACCUGCUGAGAAAUAUUCCUCCUGCAACACCCUCGGAUUGAUCACACCAACAUCUUCCUUCAUUUCUGAACAUCUGAGCCAUAACUGCAAUAAUAAAAAAGACACAAAGUUGGUGGACCAUGUAUAUGGUCAGUGCUGUUAAUGAAGAUUUUUAAUGAGCACCCUUUGUAUCUUUCUUGUGUGUGUAUGUGUGUGUAGGUGUCUAAUAGCGAGCAAUAAUCUUAAAACACUGGAUUUGAUCAUUUGACAACAAGUGGAAGUUCAUCACUGGUUAACACAUUUGCUGCUAAUGGAUCAGUUGAAAAUCCUGGUUACAAAGGACCUCCCAAAAGAGCAAAAUAGAGAUUUUAUCUGUUUAUAUCUAAAGAGUUUGAUAUAUAUAUAUAUAUUUAUGAAAUAUUACUGUUUGUCUGUCUUCUUGGGAAAUAUUUUUUGUCAGCUCUGGACAUCAAUGAAACCUGAAUUUAAUAAACAAAACCUAGCACAAAA
Messenger RNA from Coturnix japonica (Japanese quail), 3207 nucleotides. It is a transcript of the gene MREG, whose product is annotated as melanoregulin. Gene Ontology annotation, biological process: melanosome transport; melanocyte differentiation. NCBI's taxonomy places the organism in Eukaryota, Metazoa, Chordata, Aves, Galliformes, Phasianidae. The record is from RefSeq and is a predicted model, not a curated record. Gene Ontology annotation, cellular component: melanosome.